CAUAGUGCUGUACAGGGAAACAACGAAGCAUAACGGUUCGCGCACGCACGUUCAAGAAACUCACGGUUGGAGUUCGACUGGAGCCAUUCCACGCUCAGGACAAGUUCCUUUAAAGCUACACGUUCAUUUUAUUACUGAUCACGUUACAUCUAAACGUAGUAGUUGUUGAAUUAAUCAAUUGCUGCUGAAAUGGCCGACGGAGGCGAGGUAGCAAGCACAUCGGGCGCGCCUACACCGGUUGCACCGAGAGUAGUCGAGUAUGACCCAAUCACUGGGGUACCUUCAGAAUUUAAUGAGUUCUUGCCACCAGACUGCCCAGAGUAUAAAAAAUGGAAGUCGGCGCAAGAAGGCGGGGAGGCGCUCGAGAAGCUGACGCUAAAAGACAAGAGCGGCGCUGAUGUCGAGAAGCUGCCCGGUGGCAAGGUGAAGAAGAAGACCAAGCCGCAGGUGUUGCUCAGCGUCGCGCAACGCCAAAAGAACAAGAGCACGACCACGGUGGCGGGUCUGGAACUGUUUGGCGUGAAGCUGUCGGAGGCUGGAAAGCUUUUCGGCAAGAAGUUUGCGUGCGGCGCGUCAGUCGUUAAGACGGCAUCCGGUGGCGAGCAAAUUGAGAUGCAGGGCGACUUCCUGCACCAGAUCCCCGAGCUCCUGCUCAAAAACUACAAGAACAUCACCAAGGACGACGUCUUCUACGUCGACAUGGCUGACGGUAAAAAGAAGAAGAACUACUUUGCUGACGGGGACGACGAUGACGAUGACGCCUAAAGUGAUGGGUGGUGUGGGGUAGGGAGGGUCUACGGUGUUUCACCGUAUGUGCAACCUCCUGGAGCCGCCAGUUGCACUUGGCAUGCGGAGCAGCGUAUAACAUCAUGGGCAGUGUUUAACGUGUGAGUGUCCUGACUGACGGAGAAAGCCCGGUUGGAACCUGGACAUGAGAGGGUGAGGCCAACUCUGGGGUGUUCAGCACUAUCCCCUAAUUGUGGGGUAUAGCCACGCUGUUUUACCAUGUGGCUUCAGUUUAGAAUGCGGAGUGUUACAAGGAUUAUAGGAGCGCAGACUGCAGAGGUCAGGUGGUUCAGCGGCCGUACUUCCUACCUUGUAACCACGUGGUAUUGCCCCGUAUUGGCACGGCAUUUCCUUCUCUCUAGCAGCGGAAUAUAAUGGCAUGCGGUAACAACGUACUUUACGGACUGUUCAGGAGUUCCAUCGUACAAUCGGUUUCUCGGCACGUUCAGGACGCGUUGCCGUCGGUUAGAUACGGACGGGUUCGACUUCACCCUGUCAUCCAUAGCUACUUGAUUAAUACGGUACCACGCAAUGUCAAGCUGCAGUUGAAUUCUUAAUUGUUUCCGGAAUAGUUGUCGAGUUUAUCACUGAAGCAGUGCCGCCCACCCUGCGGACUGGCCAAACUAUUAAACGGAUUUCAGUAUACUUGUCUGUCGAUAGUGGAUGGGACUAACACGUGUUGCUCAAGACCCGUGGAGUGAAUCCUGUAACGUGCCGACCUUUAUCCCACCACCUGUCGAAGUCAAGUCGUGCCACGUUCCCCUUACUGCCGAAAGAGCAACUGAAGUCGUAAGAAGCCAUUUGAGGCGCACUAGCAUGUCGAACGACGGACAGGGUGAUGCAGCAGACGUCCCGGCCAACUCGAGUUUGGGCCAUCGGAGCCCCUCGCCUCGACCACCUGGAAUCCAGUUGGAAGGAAUCGGGCCUUACGAUUCGGGGGCGCCUACGCUGAGCCCCAGUAAUCAACAGCAGCUCGCGGCCGCGGACGCUGACGCCGGCAACGUGCCGAACAGCGGUUGCCCUCUGAGCGGACGGGAUUUGCUGGAAAGCGACUUAAUACAGGCGUGGAUGCAGAAGGCAGACGAAGCGCAGAACGAAUUUACUUUUGGAAGCGCGGGAGGGCCCGGUGCCGCCAUAGGAGCGGCCGCCCUCAUGCCCCGGCCUCCGAGUGGCCCACCACCCUUGGCUCGGCGCCUCAGCUGUCCCGAAACGCUGCUGCAGCCUGAGCUGGACGCCUCAGCAGGUGAUAGCUCAACUCCGCAGGACGCACUUGAACCGUUGGCCAACCACCACAUGUGGAUGUACAACCGCGACCGUUGUGCUUACGACGGAGGAGACGGCUCUGGACUCCUGUACUCAGCCUCCAGUGCUCUAGCGGUGCAGAACCGCUCGGGCCGGCUUCCAAGCCAGAAGUGGCAGCCCCGCUAUGCCGCCGGCAUCUUUGACAGCAACGACCCCAACAGCGGCGCCAACCGCUUCACCCGAGUCGCUCGCCUGGCAGCCCAGGAAGCCGACCCAGAUGCCCUUCGCUCCCUGGCUGCCGUUAUCAUCCAGUCCUACUGCCGCGGCUGGCGUGCACGGAGGCAGGCGGCUCUGCAGCAGGCCGCGGAGGCCGACGAACGUGCAAGACGCGCCGCGGCGGAGGCGCUGGCUCGGGAGCGUGCGGAAGUACGGCGGCAGCUGCGGCUGGCGGCGCGCGAUUGCUUGCUUGCCGUACAUGCGCAGCAGGAUUAUGACCGUACUCGCUUGCGGCUGGCGGCGGCGCGGGGGCUGGGACCAAGCGCCCUUUCAGCGGCUCCGCCGCCGCCGCCUACCAUCCCGCCUGCGCUGUGGUCGCGUUGCCAAGCGAUGGGUUUGGACCCCAUUCAGGUGCUGCUAGACAGCGGCAUGCGGAGUCAGCAGAUUGAAGAUAUCAUCAAUGCUUCACAGCUGGCGGCGCAACUGCCGCGUCGCGCAGCAAAGGUAGCGGCGCAUUUGGUGGGCGGUGCUGCCGCCGCCGCGGGUGCCGAUGCUGGCGCCGGCGACGGAGGAUACGGUGGUGGCGACAGCUGCGAGGCUGCUCGGGAAGGCGGCGAGGCGGCGGUGGCGGUGGCGGCAACUUCAUCAACAGAACUGACGCAGCGUGCGGAGUCCGCUCGGAGGCUUUCACAGCCCGGCCGCGUCACUGUUGCUGCUCCGCUGUCGCCACCGCAGCAGCUGCGUCUUGGCAGCGCGGUGGGCGGGCGACAGUCCGGCAGCAGCAACCCGCUGCAACCCUCCGUCAUGUCGUACCAACUGCCAAACCAGCAACAACAACAGCAACCGCAGCAGCAGCAGCAGCAGGGUUCAGCGGGCCAGACGAGCAGCAGUAGCUGUGCCGACCUGGUCGAUCCAACCCUUCUGCUCAUGCAGCAGCAGCAGCAGCAGCAGCCAGUAGCAGGAGGCGGUCUCGCAGGUACCGGGCUGCGUCGCUCUCAGCCGCCUCCCUCCGCCUCCGUCUCCUCCACCACCCAGCGAAUCGCAUCCGCCGCUCCUCGCCGCUCUGCUAGCGGCUCCCUCUCAGCAAGCCCACCACGACUUCCCAUCCCCUUUUCGACAUCCGGCCUGGGACCCGAUGCAGUGCGUCUCAGCGCGUCAGCCCUGCAAGCCGGCAUGCAGGCCGCAGCACCGGGGAGUGCGCUUCGAGGCACGCCACCAUGCCCGCCGCGCGGCCGCAGCCGCCGGUUAUCCGUGGAGUACGUAGUCGGUGGCAGCAGUGGCAGCUUUACCAGCGGCGUGCCGCUGGUGGCGUCUGCUGGACCAGCGUUCGCCUCGCUUGGCGGCGCGCCGGGCGGGGUGGGGAGCCCCAUGAGCUAUCCGUCUCCCAUGCGGUUUCGGAGGGGCUCGGAUUGCGGCGCGGAGCUGCUGCAAGCGCAUCCUCCCCUGUCGGCUCGAGCUGUUAUUCUGCCGUUUGUACGGCAGUCCUCGGGUGGAUUGGAUAAGGGCGUCAUGGGUGGUGUGGCGGCGGUGGCGCCGUCGUCGCCGCUGGCGUUGGAUGCCGGCGGCGGUUGUACCGGUAUGCUGGGAUCGGCUGCUUCCCUACCCGCGACGUGUGUACCGACGCCGGUGGUGACGCCGACGGGUGGGGUGGGCAGCCAUGCGCAGCCGGCCCUCGCAGCGCAGGUGGCUUUCGAUGCAAGUCCUGACGUUCGCCGCCGCAACUCCUUCCUCGGCAUGGGCCUGCCGCCGCCAGCUCCCUCCAGCAACAUCAACAGCAACAACGGUUCGGCCGGCGGCGCCGCAAUCGACAUUGCCGUCGCCGUCGCCGCCGCCGGCGGCAGCAGCGGUGGGCCUAUGCGGCCCAUGUCUCCCAUGGCAAUGCGCCGAAGCAGCUGCGGCGGUAACCGCGCUUUACCACCACCCAGCCUCAGCCCGCGCGCCCUCUCAGUCUCAACUAGCCAGGGGCCGCAGAGCUCUGGGAUGCUGCCGCUGUUGCCGUCCCAGGGCUCGUCGAGCGCCGUACAAGGCACUGGAAGCGGCGGCGGAGCCGCCGCUGCCGCCGCCGCCGCAGGCGGCGGCGCUGGCGGUAACGGUAUUGGUAGCGGUUCCCCAUCUGUAACCGCUUCACCCGCGCUAUCACCCUUCGUACCCGCGAUGGCUGCCGGCGGAGCUGCUGCCGUGUCGCUGGACACGCCGCCCAACCGCAUGCGCCGGGCCAGCAACCUGGCACCGACGUCAGCGCUGACGUCAGCGGCGGUUGGUUCGCCUCCGUCAGGCGGCUCGCCGCUGGCUGUACGGCGGUUGCAAUCGCAGACGCAGCUUCUGAUGGCGUCCGGCUCGCCUGCCGGCGCUGCGGGAAUCCUGGCUGCGGGCGCAACUGGGAUCUCCAUCUUCGCCAACUCACCGACGGGCUCACCUGCCCGGGUGCGUCCGUCGGGACCAAGCGGCAGCGGUGCGACGGGGGAGGCGGCGCAGGCUGCUGCGGCGGCGGCGUCCGCGGCUCUGCCGGGAGGUUACUCGCGUGUGCUGCCGCUGGGGCCGACACGGUCGCAAGGGCAGCUGCCGUCGCCUGCUGCGCGCUGAGCAGGCGAGCGGAUUGUCUAUCGAGGCCUUGUUUGUCUUGCCAUCGUCCUUGUUGUGUGUCGGCAUGGGUGGACGAGAUAUGGGUUUGGCAUGGUGACUAGGAUUUAUGCUGUAAAACGUUGUUGGCUGCGUGAAGAUUUUGGACGAGCCCUUGACGAGAUGACGACUCAUGGACAAGCGCUAAACGCAAACCUGGAUUAAAGGUGCUCGCGCAGUGUGGUAUUAGUGCAUUUCGAAACGCUGGGUGAUAAGGGUCGUGUGAGGCUCUAGGGAAGCUUGGUAUUCGUCGACUGUACAUGACGGCUUUUUGGCACGUGUUCCCAAUCUUCUACACCGUCCGAGAUCCUUUAGGGAUCCAAGCUUGUGUUCUUCGGAUGCAUGCGGCGCGAGACCGCACUGGAGCGACACUGAUAGCAUCGUGAACAUUGAAUCCUGCCCAGAUUCACGCCUGCUGGCCGCUUCCAAUGUCUGUGAAAGGUUCCUCGCCGGCUUGCUUCAUCCUCGCGAUUGCUUGCUUUAUUGUGCAACAUAUUGCCUCGCUGAAGUGUCCUUGUUUGUUAACUCAUCGUGUUUACCCCAGUGCCUGUAUCUUUUUCUGGGGUUUUAUUACCGGUAGGCUGGACCAAAACCGCCAUUGAACAACGUUCCUUCGUUUUUAGGCUAACGCUUGGUUGUACGACCAAUGAAGCAUACGAUCGAUUACUGACCCUAACCUGUGUUUUGCGUUCCAGGCGGCCAAAUGCACCGCGAUGCGGUGCUGUUUGUUGGACAUGUGAGUACAUGUUACAGACGGUAACAGCUACAGCCGCGAUACGGUACCUUGUCACCGGUAUGUGUUUUAGGCGAUUACGCGGGGCGGUGUUUUGGGACCAGCACCCUCUGUAUGUUGACUGCCCUCUGUUUGUAUUGUUUAGCGCGCAGCAUGUACGGUAAUGUGCCCUACCUGCUAUCACUCCGAUGCGACCAUUCUGUGUAUGGUUGUGCUGUUGUUAACUCCCGCCUGGGAGAAACGGAAGGUCGUUGCGAACGGCUGAUGCUGGCAACCUGACAUUUUGCGGAAACUGUACUACUCCCGCCGCCGUGGGUGCAUGCGGUGGUUGGUUGAUUGGUUGGGUUGGUUUGAUGGUUCGCGGUUGGUUGGCUGCCGUAUCGUUGGCUUCCUUGUUGCAAUCGUUGCCAUCUGCAUUAUUAGUCCGAGGCGUCGUUGGGCCACGAGGCAUGUCUCUUUAUUCAAACUUGUUCGCUGCAACAUGAGAGUGUGUUAAAGCUCCGCGGCACCACCGGUAGGUGGGGACCACCGAUCGAUAGCGGUCGGCAGCAGCAUCAGGAGGUAGUGUUGCCAGCUGAGGCCUGCACGUGCUUUGCGGCGCGCGAAACGCUUUCGAAGCGUACCGAAUGUUAUCUGCGGGGGCUUGGAUUGCGGCAGCUUGCUGCUGACCCACCCGGCCGGAUUGCAGACCACAUAUCCGUUCGGCACUUGCAUGGAACUUGCGUGCCAUCAUUGACCCUCGAAGCCUGUGUCCACUUUCCUGCAUACUCAGCGAUGGUUUUUAGUGCCUGCGUUUUUUAGCACAUCACAGGGUGCGCAUGCACUAAUGCACAGCGAGAACCUUGGUUCACGUCGUUUGUUAUCGCUGGGGUUGACUGUGAUGGCUGCACAGCCUCGGAUUGUUCUGCUUCAACGCUAGCUCAGCUCUGUCGCUGAAAGGUGCACGGAGGUGGUCGGAACUGUGGCGUGCUUGCGUUUAAACCGUCAUGUCAUUGGUUCUGGAUGGUGUGUUUAGGUGUGUUGUGGUUGGCGUUUGCUAGGAUGUAUGCAUGAGACAACACGACGCUUUGAGGCGUUACGGAUGGAGCAGGGCUGCUGAGCAUCACUGUGUGCGGCAUGCGCUGAACUGUAGGCGUGAACGUAUCUCGUCUUGGGUCCGUCUGGGAUCGUGGCAACACCAGGGAGAACUGCUGUGGCUCUGGCUGUGCUGUUGUUGUAACCUUGUGCCAGCAUCCUCGGCAUGGGGGUGAGGCGGCCCGGGGCAAGGCGGAGGGCCACAACAAGGUGAGAAUGAGAAGGCAGGUCUGGCGCGUGCGGAAAAUACCGGUACGUGGCAAAUGUGCGGGGCGGAGAAACGAGGGCGUGGGGUAAUAAGAUGCCCAGGUGAUGCGGGCGGGCGGUAUGACCCCCGUACACUCGUACUGUUGUACCAAGUGCCACAUGUGUGCAGUCAGUGUUGUGUUGUGCUGUACCGGUGUGGUACGGAAUGGAGCUCUUGGGGCUCGUUGCUGUUGUUGCUUCGUCUAUUUGUUGUGUCCGCGUUUGAACGUUCGAACUUGUACCUGACCGUUGGUUUUCAUACUGGCACCGCUGUGCUUGAUAGAGAACCCGCGGCCCUUGGGAGCGAGGGCAUCUUACGAACAGGAUUCUUGCCGUUAUUGGGAAUGGUUGGCUGGCUUGUCGUGUCGUGCCUUCCAGGCGAGGGGUUUUAGUGAAUUGCCCAGCUGCGAAAGUGCCCUGCCGGAACAGUAGGCCCAUGCCCUCGACACUUUAGACGGCUC
This is a messenger RNA of Astrephomene gubernaculifera, 7377 nucleotides long. The record is from the annotation of a GenBank genome assembly. Lineage: Eukaryota; Viridiplantae; Chlorophyta; Chlorophyceae; Chlamydomonadales; Astrephomenaceae.